CUUAUUUUAGAAUUUCUACGUUUUUUUAAAACGAUACCUAUUUUGGAAUAUUUUAGAAUUUCUACGUUUUGUUAAAACGAUACCUAUUUUGGAAUGGAAAGAGUACAAAUUUCUGAUUGCAGUUAUAAUCUUUUCACAUUAACGAUUUUUACUUACUCAUCCCUGCUUCCAAUCUAAUACCAAUAGUUCAUCUUUUCCAAUCAAUUUUCUGUAUAAAUCAAAGUACAUUGUUCUGUAGACAUUCUUGUGGUGGUGGUAGGGAAAGCUACUGGACCACCAGCAAGGCAGCAACAAGAGAAAUGGAAAACUACUGGUAUGAAUACAGUACAAGACUACAAGCAAGAAAAUAUCAGUUCCUUUUCAACGAGGGACACAAACUCAAUGAUCAGAAUCUUUUUCAAAGCAAAAAGAGCCUUUCCCUUUCUAUAUUGCCUACGUUGGCACAAAAAUCUUACAUUUAAUCUCUCUUUCCUCAUCAUCAUCUUCAUCAUCCAAACUCUCCCUUCUCACUUGCCUAUGAUUCUGUAUAGGAAAUCCAAACCCACCAAUAGGAACCCAAGGAAAUUCAUCCCACCAGAUAGAGACAAAAUCUGACUGUACAGAAAAAAAAACACACACACACACACACACUGAUUAACACCAUGUCUUUCUUUCCCUCUUCUUCUUCAAAUCCUACUACAACAAAAAUCAACCUCAGAAAAACCACACUCCCAAGUGGCCUACAUUAAUUUCCACGUGUUCUCUUGCAUGACCACUAAACGCAGCAAAAAAACCCAACAUUUAAUUGAAUUGCAUUUUCCAUUACAGUUGAUCCUCUCCACUCAAAAUUAUAAUAAAAAUCAAUACUUCCCCACUUGGUUUCCAGAAGAACAGAGGCAGAAAAAAAAAGAAGCAGAAAUCUGCUGCCCUGCCCAGAAGGAGGGAUUAGGGAAAGGUACUUUGAUUGUUUGAUUUCAAGCUCACUCAUUGUUCAAUCUUAACCUGAGCUUCUCAACUCUGUACAUUUUGUAGAAAAAUUUAGCCUUUUUUUUUUGGUUUCCAGAAGCCAAAAAUUUGAAGAAUGGCUUCUUUGGUUUCUUCUCCAUUUACAAUUCCCAACUCAAAAGUAGACCAGCUUUCAUCAAUUUCACAAAAGCAUUACUUCCUUCACUCCUUCCUUCCCAAGAAAUCCGGCCAACCCAACUCAAAAUCACCCCUGAAGUUCAAAUGUGCAGCAAUUGGGAAUGGAUUGUUCACACAGACCACCCAAGAGGUCAGGAGAAUUGUGCCUGAUAAGAGUCAAGGCCUUCCUACUGUUAAAAUUGUUUAUGUUGUUUUAGAAGCUCAGUACCAGUCAUCCCUUUCAGCUGCUGUUCAAACCCUGAACAGAAAUGGCCAGUUUGCUUCUUUUGAAGUUGUGGGGUACUUAGUUGAGGAGCUUCGAGAUGUGAAUACUUACAAAACUUUCUGCAAAGACCUUGAGGAUGCUAACAUCUUCAUUGGGUCAUUGAUCUUUGUGGAAGAAUUGGCUUUGAAGGUCAAGUCUGCUGUGGAGAAAGAAAGGGACAGGCUUGAUGCAGUCUUGGUGUUUCCAUCAAUGCCAGAAGUAAUGAGACUCAACAAAUUGGGAUCUUUUAGCAUGUCCCAACUGGGUCAAUCUAAAAGUCCCUUUUUCCAGCUGUUCAAGAAGAAGAAAUCAUCUGCAGGUUUUGCUGAUAGUAUGCUGAAGCUUGUGAGAACUUUGCCCAAGGUCUUGAAGUACUUGCCUAGUGAUAAGGCUCAGGAUGCUAGGCUCUACAUUCUUAGUUUGCAGUUUUGGUUAGGAGGGUCCCCUGAUAAUCUGGUCAAUUUUGUGAAAAUGAUUUCUGGCUCUUAUGUUCCAGCAUUGAAAGGGAUGAAAAUCGACUAUUCCGAUCCUGUUCUGUACUUGGACACUGGAAUUUGGCACCCUAUGGCUCCUUGUAUGUACGAUGAUGUUAAGGAGUAUUUGAAUUGGUAUGCUACCAGGAGGGAUGCCUCUGGCAAGCUUAAGGAUCCAAAUGCUCCAGUCAUUGGGUUGGUUUUGCAGAGGAGUCAUAUUGUUACUGGUGAUGAGAGUCACUAUGUAGCAGUUAUCAUGGAACUGGAAGCAAGAGGCGCCAAAGUGAUUCCGAUUUUCGCUGGCGGACUUGACUUUUCGGGUCCCGUUGAGAAAUACUUCAUUGAUCCGAUCACCAAGAAGCCAUUUGUGAAUUCAGUGGUGUCAUUGACUGGUUUUGCUCUUGUUGGAGGACCUGCAAGACAGGAUCAUCCUAGGGCUGUUGAGGCAUUGAUGAAGCUUGACGUGCCUUACAUUGUUGCAUUGCCUUUGGUGUUCCAAACUACAGAGGAAUGGUUGAACAGCACCCUGGGACUACAUCCCAUUCAGGUGGCUCUUCAGGUUGCUCUUCCGGAAUUAGAUGGAGGCAUGGAGCCAAUAGUAUUCGCUGGCCGGGAUCCUAGAACAGGGAAAUCACAUGCUCUUCACAAGAGAGUGGAGCAGCUGUGUGUCAGAGCAAUCAAAUGGGCACAACUGAUGAAGAAAUCAAAGACAGAAAAGAAGCUAGCCAUCACUGUCUUCAGUUUUCCUCCAGACAAAGGCAAUGUUGGAACUGCUGCAUACCUUAACGUUUUUGCCUCCAUUUAUUCUGUCCUUAAAGACCUUCAAAGAGAUGGUUACAAUGUUGUGGGUCUUCCAGAGACUGCUGAAGGCUUGAUUGAGGAAAUUAUUCAUGACAAGGAGGCCCAAUUCAACAGUCCAAAUCUCAAUAUAGCAUACAAAAUGAAUGUGAGGGAGUACCAGGCUCUAACUCCCUAUGCCACUGCCUUGGAAGAGAACUGGGGAAAGCCACCAGGCAAUCUGAACUCUGAUGGAGAAAACCUUCUGGUUUAUGGAAAGCAAUAUGGAAAUGUCUUCAUUGGAGUUCAGCCAACAUUUGGUUAUGAGGGAGAUCCAAUGAGGCUUUUAUUUUCCAAAUCAGCUAGCCCACACCAUGGUUUUGCAGCUUACUACUCCUUCGUGGAGAAAAUAUUCCAAGCUGAUGCAGUACUUCACUUUGGUACUCAUGGCUCCCUUGAGUUUAUGCCUGGAAAGCAAGUGGGCAUGAGUGAUGUCUGUUACCCUGACAGUCUCAUUGGGAACAUCCCAAAUGUCUACUACUAUGCAGCAAACAACCCAUCUGAAGCCACCAUUGCCAAACGUCGCAGUUAUGCUAAUACCAUCAGUUAUUUGACUCCUCCCGCAGAGAAUGCUGGGCUUUACAAGGGACUGAAGCAGCUGAGUGAACUCAUUUCCUCUUACCAAUCGCUAAAAGAUACGGGCCGUGGUGCCCAAAUUGUUAGCUCUAUUAUCAGCACAGCAAAGCAAUGUAAUCUUGACAAGGAUGUGGAACUUCCUGAUGAAGAAGCAGAAAUACCAGCCAAAGAGCGUGAUCUUGUGGUUGGCAAAGUGUAUUCCAAGAUCAUGGAGAUCGAAUCUCGCCUUUUACCCUGUGGCCUUCAUGUAAUUGGUGAGCCUCCAUCUGCCAUGGAGGCUGUUGCCACACUAGUUAACAUUGCUGCAUUGGAUCGUCCUGAAGAUGACAUUGUCUCGCUUCCAUCCAUAUUAGCUCAGACAGUUGGACGAGAAAUGGAGGAUGUUUACAGAGGAAGUGACAAAGGCAUUUUACGUGAUGUUGAGCUGCUCCGACAAAUAACUGAUGCAUCACGAGGAGCUAUUACUGCAUUUGUCGAACGCACCACUAACAGUAAGGGUCAAGUAGUUGAUGUUGCUGGUAAGCUCAGCUCAAUCCUUGGGUUUGGCAUAAAUGAACCUUGGGUUGAAUAUUUAUCAAAUACCAAGUUUUAUAAUGCUGACAGAGAAAAGCUUAGGGUCCUCUUCCGGUUCUUGGGUGACUGCCUGAAGCUAGUUGUGGCUGAUAAUGAGUUGGGAAGUCUGAAACAGGCUCUGGAAGGUAAAUAUGUUGAACCAGGGCCUGGCGGGGAUCCAAUUAGAAACCCGAAAGUUCUGCCAACUGGGAAGAACAUACAUGCUUUGGACCCACAAGCUAUCCCAACUACUGCAGCCAUGCAAAGUGCAAAGGUUGUAGUGGACAGGUUGAUUGAAAGGCAAAAGGUUGAUAAUGGAGGAAACUAUCCCGAGACUGUUGCACUUGUAUUGUGGGGAACAGAUAACAUUAAGACAUAUGGUGAGUCACUGGCUCAAGUAUUGUGGAUGAUUGGAGUUAGACCUGUUGCUGACACCUUUGGGCGUGUGAAUCGAGUAGAACCAGUCAGCCUUGAAGAGCUUGGAAGGCCAAGAAUUGAUGUGGUAGUCAAUUGUUCUGGAGUGUUCAGAGACCUCUUCAUUAAUCAGAUGAACCUCCUUGACAGGGCGGUGAAGAUGGUUGCUGAACUCGAUGAACCAGUAGAACAAAACUACGUCAGGAAGCAUGCCUUGGAACAAGCAAAGGAACUUGGCAUUGACAUUCGUGAAGCUGCAACACGUAUCUUCUCUAAUGCUUCCGGAUCUUACUCCUCUAACAUAAAUCUUGCUGUGGAGAAUUCUACCUGGAAUGACGAGAAGCAACUUCAAGAUAUGUACUUGAGCCGAAAGUCAUUUGCCUUUGAUUGUGAUGCUCCUGGUGCCGGAAUGACUGAGAAACGUAAAGUCUUCGAAAUGGCUCUCAGUACAGCAGAUGCCACAUUCCAAAAUCUGGACUCUUCUGAAAUUUCACUCACCGACGUCAGCCAUUACUUCGACUCUGAUCCUACCAACCUGGUACAGAACCUCAGGAAGGAUGGAAAGAAGCCCAGUGCAUAUAUUGCUGACACAACCACUGCUAAUGCACAGGUACGUACAUUGUCUGAGACAGUUCGGCUUGAUGCAAGGACAAAGUUACUGAAUCCCAAGUGGUAUGAGGGAAUGCUGUCCAGUGGAUAUGAAGGAGUUCGUGAAAUUGAGAAACGUCUGACAAACACUGUUGGAUGGAGUGCAACUUCAGGCCAAGUAGACAAUUGGGUUUAUGAAGAGGCUAACACAACAUUCAUCCAAGAUCAGGACAUGUUGAACAGGCUGAUGAACACAAAUCCAAAUUCUUUCAGAAAGUUAGUUCAGACAUUCUUGGAAGCCAAUGGGCGUGGAUACUGGGAAACUUCUGAAGAUAAUAUUGAGCGUUUGAGACAGUUGUACUCUGAAGUUGAAGACAAGAUCGAGGGAAUAGAUAGGUAAAUAUUCAAGCAAAGGAAAUAGUUCUUGAUUGCAAAUAACUUUGUUCAUUCUAAGCCCUCUCACUUUGUAUCAGCCAGUGGCUCUCUGACUCUGAAUUAUCCAUGGACCGGAGUAGUCUGUAUCCGAAAAUUUUUCAUCAUUCCCACCCUGUGAUUCCAGUUUUAUGAAGGGAUUUUGUAAUAACGGUAUUGUAAUUGAUGAGAUACUGGUCUCUACUAAAUGCAAUUCUUAACCAUUACCAUUGUCCAUUGUUCCUCC
This is a messenger RNA of Oldenlandia corymbosa var. corymbosa, 5464 nucleotides long. The record is from the annotation of a GenBank genome assembly. Lineage: Eukaryota; Viridiplantae; Streptophyta; Magnoliopsida; Gentianales; Rubiaceae.